GGUCUGCAAACCUGCCUUGCACGGUGCUCAACUGAUGCCGAGGCGCGGGAAGUGCGCUCAACAAGAGCAGUCUGCUACGCUUGACGGGGAAGCUGCAACAUGAUAUCAUUCUAGAAGCUCUGUCAGGCCUAGCGGCUUGGUUGCGGAGCAAAGCGCGGUCGUGUGGCAUCUCUCCGAGCACAGCACGCUGCCCGCAGGUUCAGACGCUGCCCGACACGAUGGCGUCUCAGCCCAGCAUUACCGCCGAGCAGAUAGAUGCACUGAUGGACGUGCUGGCAAACAGCAUCAACCGGGAAACUGCGACGUCGCUCCUGCGCUCGACGGGAGGCAGCGUGGAGGCCGCUGUUGCGGCCCAUUUCGCGGGUGGCGCAAGCGCGGGUGCGGGGGCCCAAGGCGCAGAUGUGGGGCCCAGCGGGUCGGGUGCAGGCGCGGCAGACCCGCUUUCCAGCCUGAGGUCUAUGCUGGGAGCCACGCCAACCGACUCUCAGCUGCGGGAGCUUCUACGCAUGCACCGCGGCUCCGUGGAGGCCGCCCUGGACGCCUACCUUGACGACCCCAGCGCUGGGCUGCCUCUGCCGGCCGCUCGGGGGCGGCGUGGCGGCGCAGCGGGGGCGGCAGGCACUCGGCUGGGCGGGCGCGAGCCCAUUGAACUCACAGACGACAGCUCGGAAGGCAACGCGGGCCAGCGGCCUCGCCGGCAGCAACAGCAGCAACAGCAGCAACAGCAGCAGCCUCGCCAACAACAGCCGCAGCCGCAGCAGCAGCCACAGGCACAGGCGCAGCCACAGGCACAAGCGGGGCCCAGUCAGGCCCGCACCAAAGGCCAGGCGGCGCGUGGCGGACAGGGCCGGCGGGGCCCUGCCAGAGCUCCCGCCGCCGCCCCGGCAGCAGGCCGUGGAUCGUUGGCGGCGGCAGCCGUGGCGGCGGGACGGGCCGCCGGGCGCAGUGCUGGUCGCGGCAGGGGAGGGGGUGCUCGUACCAUGCUGUGCACUGGCAGCGGCCCGGAGGACACGUCGUCAAGCGACGACUCGACCUCGUCCAGCGAGGAGGAGCAGGAGCGGCAGGUGGCGGCUGCGGACAGCAGUGAUGACGAGACGUCGUCCUCGAGCGAUGAGGGCAUUGACUUUGAGGCCGCAAUGCGCCGGACGCUCGCGGCGGCGGCAGGGACAGCUGGAGCGGCGGGGGCAGCUGGGGCAGCGAACGGCGCAGGCGCGGCGGGAGCUGCGGGCCCGUCUCAGCCGGCUGCUGCUGGGUCCGGGGCGGCGGCGGCGGCUGCAGGCGGCAGUGGUGGCGGCGGCGGCGGCGACCUGCGGCCCCUGAUGGAUGGCGACAUGCUGGCUCGAUCCAAGCGCCGUCAGGGUCCGCUCCCCGCCACGACUGCGCUGCCGCUGCCGGAGCACCGCCAGCCCAGCGGGCGGCUCUUCGUUGCAGACCAGGACGCCGUGCCGCACGGCCGUGUCCCGCCGCCGCGGCCGCUAAGCGACUUCCUUGGGACACCGCCGCCGGGCCCCGCCGGCGCCGCGGCCCGCGGCAAGGCAGCUGCCGCCGCCGGCGCCCCCAGUGCCGGCGGCCUGGCGUCGCCGGCGCUGCUGCUGGGCGAGGUGGCGGUGCCGCUGGAGGCGGCGACGGCGCCUGCGUUUGACGACGCGGCUCACGACAUGCUGCCGGCGGAGGUGACACUGGCGCUGGUGGACAAGGCCAUGGCCUGGCUGCAGCAGGGCAAGCUCUCGACCGCCAACGUGGCAGCGGGGGCGGGCGCAGCAGCGGGAGCAGCAGCCAACCAGGCCCGCGGCAAGGCCGCGAAGAAGGCGGCGGCGAUGGUGGCGGCGGUGGCGGCGUCGGGCGUCAACGCGACGUGCGGCAGCAGCCUUGCCUGGUGGAUUGAGUGGGUGCCCUGCCCGGGCAAGCCGGAGGGGGAGCCGCGAAUGGCGCUGUACGUGUCUGACGAGGCGUUCAUCAAGGAGGCACUGGCCGCCUACCCCACCGCCACGGGGCUGCGCUGCGGCCCCCGCGGCCCGCCCAAGACGCACGUGCGGCUGCUGGCCACGCCGCGUGGCUGCGCGCUGGAGCGGCUGCUGCCGCUGUACGCACGGGAGCCCACGCUGCUGUCGCACCUGGUGCACGCCUCGCGCGGGCCGCUGGUGCUUGCCAACGUGAAGCUGCAGGGCCCGGGGCUGGACGAGGCGGCAGGCGGGGUGGUGCUCAAGGCCGACGUGCUGGACGAGGCCACCAGGCGCCAGCUGCCGCUGCGGACCCUGUUCUCGGGGGGCGGCGCGGCAGCUGGUGGCGGCGACGGCAGCAGCAGUAGCAGCGGCGGUGACGACUCCGACAGCUCGGAUGAGGAGGGGUCGGAGGGUGAGGCAUCGGAGGAUGACGAUGCGGAGGAGUCGGGUGCGGAUGAUGAGCUAGCCGCGGCAGCCGGGGCGGGCCGGGGCGGCGGCGGCAACAAGCGCAAGCGUACGCCGUCGGCAAAGGCCUCGGCAGCCAAGAGCGCUGGGGGCAAGGGCGGCAAAAAGAAGGCUGCGACCGCAGCGGCUCGAAAGGGCGCCGCGGGCGCCGCCCCGCCCCGGAAGAAGGCCAAAACGGAGCCCGCAGCUGCGGCCAAGCCGGCUGCGAAAGCCAAGCCGAACAAAGCUGCGGCGGCUGGGGCAAGGGCCGGGAAGGCGGCCGCCGCAAAGCCGCCGCUGGCUCCGGCCCAGCCGCAGCCGCAGCAGCAACAGCUCAACGGCUGGGCCGCUCCCGGGGCUGCGGCGGCAGCUGCGGCGGGUGGCAAGCAGCAGGCCGGCGGGGGCCCCAAGCGCUACACACUGCAUCUGCAGUUCUUCGUGGAUGAGGCGGUCAUCCAGGCCGCGGCGCCGCCGGCCCACGUCAAGGACGGCUCGGUGCACGGCGAGGCGCAGCGCAAGGUCGGCGCGCGCGGCGGCGGCCCCGGCGGCGCGGGCUACAACCGCAAGGCGGCGGAGCUGCUGACGUGCGUGAUCCACGUGCUGCUGGAGCACGGCCGGGGGCUGUUCGUGGGGCCGGACUGUGACGGCUACAUCAACACCAAUGACACGGACGCGGGGCCUAGGUCGGGCACCGCGGGCACGUCGGGCGCAGCCGGGCCCAGCGGCGGGGGCCCCAGUGGCGGCGGGGCAGCGGGCGGCUCGCGGCGGGGCCGUAGCACCUCAGUAGCAGGGGCCUCCGGAAGCGCACCGCCGAGCCGGUCGCCGAGCGCCGGGCCGGAAGACAAUGGCGCAGAGGAGGAGGACGAGCCGUUCACGGACCUGGAGGCGCUGUUGGACUCCAUACAGCCGCCGCCCGAGCUGCCGCAGGCCGUGCCGCCUCCCAGCGUGUUGGCGCACCCCAAGCCCUUCCAGCUGCGCGGGCUGGAGUGGAUGCUGCGGCGCGAGCGGCGCGGCGACGCCGUGGGGCGCUCGCUGCUGCUGCUGCACCCCGCCUGGGCGCAGGUGGUGCUGGGCAGCUGCGGCCUGGUGCUGCAGGUGCACCGCCUGGCGCCCGCCUACGUGUCGGCCGACUUCUUCCCAGCGCCCGUGGGCGGCACCUGCGGCGGCUUCCUGUGCGACGAGAUGGGCCUGGGCAAGUCGCUCCAGACCAUCAUGCUCAUCGUGUCCAACCCGCCGCCCCCCGACUGGACGCACACGCCCGUGUCUGUGCGGGAGCGGCUGCAGCACCACUACUUCCGCGCGGCGCCCGGGCCCCUCAGCGCACUCAUGGACGACCCCCACGGCGACCCCGCUGCCAUCAAGACCACGCUGCUGGUCACCCCCGCCAACCUACAGGAGCAAUGGAUUGAGGAGAUGCGGAAGCACCUGCAGGAGCACACGCUCACGUGGGCCACCUACAAGGGCUAUAAGGACUCCACCGCCGGCAUGGGCGCCGCGCUGCCCUCCGGUCUGCUGCCGCCCGCCAUGGCGCACGGCGACAACGGAUUCCUGGUGCCUGUUCACCAGUGCGACGUGGUGUUGGUGUCGUACGAGGUCCUGCGCAAGGAGCUGACGCUGGCGGGCAGCUCCAAGGCCGCGACGCGGCUGCUGCCCCGCCUGGGCUUCUGGCGCAUCGUGCUGGACGAGGCGCAGCUGGUGGCCAACAGCAACAGCGUGGCGGCCGAGGUGGUGUCCAGCCUGUACCGGCGGCACGCAUGGGUGGUCACAGGCACGCCCAUCUCCGCCAACGUGAACGAGGUCCAGAGCCUUUGCGAGUUCCUCUCCUACGAACCCUACUACCACGGACCCGUGUGGCGGCACCUGCUCGCGCAGCCCUUCGCAGCGCGCAGCCGAGCCGGCGUGGCGACCUUCAGGGCGCUACUACGCGGCGUGAUGCUGCGGCGCAGCAAGGCGGCGGUGGAGAGCCAGCUGGCGCUGCCACCCUGCCUGACAGAGGACCUGGUGGUGGAGCUGAGCGGCGUGGAGCGGGCGUUCUACGACGUGCUCAAGGGGCGCUACAUGGCCACACUCAACACCAUGCGCACCACCGAGGGAGCAGCCGGAGCCAACGGCGGGGGCGGUGCGGACAGCGAUGACGGAGGAGGCGGUGCCCGCGGCGGCCGGCGGGGCCGCGGGCGCGGGCGCGGCCGCGGCCGCGGCCGCGGUGAGGACGGCAGCCGCCGUGCUGCUACCAGCGCCUCCCACCGCGCACUGGCAGCGCUGGUCAAGCUGCGGCAGAGCUGCUGCCACCCCGAGCUGGCGCGCCGCGAGGCCGACCUCAGCGGCGGUGCGGCCGGAGGGGGCGGCGCUGGGGCCGACGGCGAGGGCGAGGCCGGCGGGGGCGGCGGUGCGCGCGGCGGCCGCUCCGGGCGCGGCGGGCGCGGCGGCGGCGGCGGGCGGCAGCAGCGCCAGAGCAUGCGGCAGAUCAUGGCGCGGCUGGUGUCGGAGGCGUAUUCCGCGUAUGACCAGGUGGUGGCCAACCUGUACUCAGCCCGGCUGCUGGUGGCGGCGCUGCAAGACAGCAGCGGCAAGGCUGAGGAGCUGACACCCGAGGCUGUGGCCGAGUAUGCGGAGCGGCGACAGAAGCAGAUGCAGCCGCAGGACGCCGCGGCCGCUGCUGCGGGCGGCGCCGGCGCCUCCACGUCGGGGGCCGCUGGGGCAGCAGCAGGUGCAGCUGCAGCCGCCGCUCCAGCUGAGGCUGACGCCGCCGCCGCUGAUGCUGGCGGCGAUGGCGCGGCCGGCCCUUCGGCGCCUGCCGCCGCCGCUGCUGCUACCGAGGGUGCCCAGGCACCGCAAGCGGAAGCCGUGGCCGCCGCCAGUGGCGGCGCUACUGCCACUGAUGACGCGACCGAGGAUGCGGCGAGUACGGGCGGCGGCGCGCUGGCGGCUCUGGUGACGCAGCUGCAGCAGACGUGCAAAUUGGUCAGCACCACUGAUCUGCUCUUCCAGGUCAAGGCCCGCGGCAGUGACGGCUCCAUCCUGUGGGAGCACACCGGCCAGACGGCCGCGUUCGGCGGCGCGGUGGGCGGCACCGCCUCCGUGGCGCCGGUACUGGCUGAGGAGCAGGCGAGAGACCGCAAGCGGCGCUGGCAGCGGCUAGUGCUGGAUGCGCUCACGUUGCGGUCCUACCUGGCGUGCCUGCAGGCGCCCAUGGGCACAUUGGCGCUGCUGGGUGCGCAGGCCCGCGGCCGCCACCUCGCGGCGCAGGCGGUGGAGGCGCACGAGAAGGCGGUGGUGGCGGCGGAGAAGCUGCAGCACCGCAAAGACCUGCACGCGGCCGCCGUGGAGGCGGCGGCGGUCGCCAAGGCGCAGUUGGAUUCGGCGGCCGAGGCUGGCAUGGACCCCAGUUCUCUGGGAGGCGGCGGCGCGGCGGGUGCGGAGGCGGCGGGGUCGCAGCAGCCCGCCGCCGCUGCGAACGGCGGGCGGGCGAGCAAGCGGCAGCGCACGAACGCGCGCGGCGGCGGAAAGGGCAAGGGCAAGGACGGGGAGCCCGCAGCCGCCCUGUCGUUGCAGGAGGAGUGCGUGCGGCUGGCGGACAGGGUGAAGGUCAUGGCGCGCUGCGAGCAGGAGGCGGAGGAGGCGCUGGAGUCGGCAAAGACGGGUGUGGAGGUCGCGGAGGCGGAGGCGGCGCAGGGCGCGGCGGAGGCGGUCGCCGCCACGGCUGAGGCGGCGCCGGAGGUGGCGGCGGCGGCCGCCAAGAUCACCGCCCUGAACGACGCAAUCAACAGGCGCCGGGAGGAGCUGGGCCUGGGGUCGCAGGAGGUGUGGCUGAUGGAUGCGGAGCUGAGGCGAAGCAUCCGCGUGCCGCGUGGCGGCGCCAUGGGUGGCGGCGGCGCCGCCGGCUCGGCGGCGGCUGGGGCGGAUGGGCAGGUGUACGGCAGCGGCAGCGAGGACGAGUGGGACUCGGAUGAGGAGGUGCCACGGCGCAGGCGCUCCGGCCUGGUCGGCGGCCGCCGUGGCGGCGGCGGUGCCGGCGGUGCCGGCGGCGGCACCACCAAGCUGGAUGGCAUGCUCAUAGCGCUGGGCGGCACCGCCUUCCAGGAGACACUGUACAGGGCGGAGCCGGUGGUCCGCGACUUCCAGAAGGCCAUGUCGCGGCGCGGCGGCACCGCCGCCAGCCGCCUGAGCGCCGCGGAGGGCGACGUUAAGCGCGGCGUGGGCGCGGUGCGGGAGAAGUACUCGGCCCUCAACCACCUCAUCACGCAGCAGGCGGACCUGGGGCUGGCAGGCGAUCUGCCCACCGCGGCUGAGGCCGCUGCUGAUGCCGCGGCGGCGGCGGCGGAGGGGGCGGAGGCGGGGGCGGAAGGGGGCGGUGGCGGGGGCGAGGACGGUGCGGGGCCUUCGGGAGCGGGCGCGGCGGGUGCGGCGGGUGAGGCAGGGGCAGGAGCUGCGGGGCCGUCGGGGAGCGGCGCGGGGGGCACCGCCGCAACGCUUCCCAACGGCUUGGGGAGAGGCGGCGCGGGCGCCGCAGGCGCGGGCGGCGGCAAGUCGGCUGCUGAGGCGAGGGAGGAGGCGCCGCCGUGCCCCAUCUGCCUGGACGUGCCGGACCGCCGCACCAUCACAACGUGCGGCCACACCUUCUGCACCGACUGCAUCCACGACAUCGUGCAGGGCAAGGGCAGCGCGCCCUGCCCUAUCUGCCGCGCGCCCCUGCAGCGAGCCGACCUGAUGGACUCAGUGCCUGAGGAGGAGGCGGCGCCCGACCCCGCGGAGCUGGAAGCGCUGCGGAUGGUGGCGGCACGAGCGGCUCGGGACGGGCGGCAGGGCGACAACGCCGAGUACGGAGCAAAGGUUGCUGCGCUGCUGGCUGAGCUGGGUCGCAUGGGCGACGAGGAGCCCGACUCCAAGGCGCUGGUGUUCAGCAGCUGGGGCCGCCUGCUGCGGCUGGUGCACGAGGCGCUGGUGGCCAACGGCAUCACCUGCGUCAGCCUGGUGGGCGGUAACCCGGAGGCGCGGCAGGCGGCGCUGCAGACGUUCCUACAUGACCGGAAGUGCCGCGUGCUGCUCCUCAUGAAGAGCACCAGCGGCGGAGCCGCGGGCCUCACACUGACUGUGGCGCACACGGCCUUCAUGUUGGAGCCGGCACUCAACCCAGGACUGGAGGCCCAGGCGGCGGCCCGCAUCUGCCGGCUGGGUCAGGACUGGCCCACACGUGUGGUGCGCAUCAUCGCCAAGGACACUGUGGAGGAGAGGGUGCUGGCGCUUCAGCAGCACAAGCAGCAGCACGGUGAGAGCGGGGGCGGCGGCGCCGGGCCUUCGGGCGCGGCGGGAGGUGCGGCGGGUGCGGCCCCUGGCGGCACGCCCGGAGGCGGCGCCGCGGCUGCGGCGGGUCAGGACACCAUGGGCCUCAUGACUGAGAAUGUCGACAACGGCAUUCUUUUCAGGUUCUUCGAUUUUGCCAGCGGCCAGUGACGAGCGGGGCCACAAGCGAGGGAGUGUGCACGGCCUAGCACGGGCGGCGGUAGAAACGUUUGCGGUAGGUCUUGAGUGGUAACCACGUUUGCGGUAUUGAGUGGCAACCACGGUGCGCCAGUGGCGCCCGAGCUGUAGUAUAAUGUUUGCCUCGCUAGGCAGCAUGCGCAUGCUACUGCUGCCGGUCUUUACCUUGAAGCCUGUUGUUAUGCGGCUUGUGCUUGAUGUUUGCUGCAUACCGGCGUGCAAGCGUACGAGUAGCUAUCUUCAUGAUGAAUGAGCGGGAUUAGUGCUGUUCUCAAAGUGACACGCUCGGGCCCUGCGGGAGAGCAGGGCUGUGGCCAUGCAUGGGUGGUUGGCCUGAAUUCGCUUAUGAGUGCUUACGCGUGCUGUGUAGUAAUGCCCAUGCGGAACCGAGAAAGCAAGCGAGCACAGCGCUGAUAAAUGUUUCACGCGUGCUGACCUGCGGCUGGUGUAGCCGCCUGCCUUCGCGCCGCCGGUGUGGGAUGCGGUGUGCCUUGCCGCCCUGCCUAUCUGCCCUAGGUGUGGGGCUGUGGUCAUGGCUGGACUCCAGGGGCGGGGCAGGCUUUGCCGCUUGCACAGUUGAUGCGUAUAAGUGUGACGGUCAUAUUUGACUUGGGGGGUCGGUUGCAGAGGGUUGCAGACUUGCAGUCUUAUCUUAGCACCGAGAAUGUAGCGAUUACAGCGAAGGUCAGUCAGUCAACAAAGUAAGGCGGCGGCUGCGGAGCAUGCGCGGUGGCGCGCGGCAUGCGGCUGACCACCUUACUCGCUGUAACCAUGCAUGUACGCGGAGGCGGUACAGAGCGAACUAGGCAAGCAGGACAAGCAACUGCGCCUAGCCCAGGCCCUUGCAAUCAUGUGUCCCGCUCGAGGUCCGGCUCCGCAUUUGCCGCCAGUAAGCCUGACGAGUCGCCAGCGGCACGGCACCUUCCCCAGUGCAAGAGCGCCCAUGCCCCAUUGUUAAACGUUACCGAUUGAAGGGACGUUGCAAACACAUGUGCCAUCCUUCCUCAGUAUUGUCCGCCUAGUUGGCCGUCCGACACCUGCCCCAGCGGACAGCUGGGUGGGUGGCACCAAUAAUAACUACCGCACGUGCCUGACACAUGCACCUCUACGGACACCCCGACCACAAGCUACGGCAGCAGUACAAGUUGCUUGCCAGCUACGGCAGAUCGAAGCAAGCUGUGGCCGUGCGCUGCGGUAGUAGGAAGGAGCGCGCAAGCGCGCAAGGUGGGGCGAGGCGAGGCGAGGCGAGGUGAGGCAACGUAGGUGAGGAGGUGGGGCGAGGUGAGGCGAGGUUGAG
Molecule: messenger RNA, 9162 nt
Organism: Chlamydomonas reinhardtii
Lineage: Eukaryota; Viridiplantae; Chlorophyta; Chlorophyceae; Chlamydomonadales; Chlamydomonadaceae
Exons: 39
Coding region: 219-7838 (2539 amino acids)
Molecular function (GO): ATP-dependent chromatin remodeler activity; ATP binding; metal ion binding
Source: RefSeq, a predicted model, not a curated record